This is a messenger RNA of Rotaria sordida, 630 nucleotides long. The record is from the annotation of a GenBank genome assembly. NCBI's taxonomy places the organism in Eukaryota, Metazoa, Rotifera, Eurotatoria, Philodinida, Philodinidae.
AUGGGUACCACAUGUAGCUCAUCGAAAACGACAGGCAAUGUUUCAUCAUCAAAUCUAUCUCAAAAACAACUUGAAAAAUUACAUGAAUUAACAAAUAUUCCUGAAGAUGAAAUAUUAAUGUAUUAUCGUCAAUUUAUAAUUGUUAGUCCAAAUGGACGAAUGACAUAUACACAAUUUGAAAAUCAACUUAAAACAAUCGGUAUAACAACAGAUAAUAGUAAAUCUAUAUUUAAAAUGAUUGAUAAAGAUAAUUCAAGUCAAAUAUCUUUUCAAGAAUAUCUUCUUUCAUUAGUUAUGUUUUCUAAUCAAUCUCAACCAGAACAACAAUUAGGUAUUGUUUUUGAUACAUAUCAAGCAUUAUCUCGACAAAGUUUAAAACAAAUAUCAAAUGAUGCACUUAUACAAGGUAUGACAAGAGAUGAUAUUGAACAUAUGCUUAAACGAAUACAUUCAAAUUUAUCAAAAGAAGAAAUUAAUAAAUUAUGUGAUCGAUUUAUGGAUAGUGAUCAAAAUAAAAAUGGUUUUAUUAGUAAACAAGAAUUUAUUUCAGCAUGUAUGAAAAAUUCGAAACUUAUGGAACAAUUAGGACAUAAAGAUGCUUUUGUAAAAGAUAAUAAAAAUGAAGGUUAA